Molecule: messenger RNA, 1717 nt
Organism: Clarias gariepinus (North African catfish)
Lineage: Eukaryota; Metazoa; Chordata; Actinopteri; Siluriformes; Clariidae
Gene: six1a
Product: SIX homeobox 1a
Exons: 2
Coding region: 791-1585 (264 amino acids)
Biological process (GO): regulation of transcription by RNA polymerase II
Cellular component (GO): transcription regulator complex; nucleus
Molecular function (GO): DNA-binding transcription factor activity, RNA polymerase II-specific; RNA polymerase II cis-regulatory region sequence-specific DNA binding
Source: RefSeq, a predicted model, not a curated record
GUGUGUGUGUGUGUGUAAAAGGGGUCUCUGGUUUCAGGCUCCUAGGUUCCGCCCUCGAGUGUAAAAGUGGAACUGCACACUUUUGUUCUGCUCAGUUUACGAGCAAAUUGACUACGAACCACACACACACACACACACACACACACACACACACACUCUCUCUCACGCACUUACACACACAUAUCAAGGUCCAAAACCAGUGAUGGACAUCCCUGCAGGAGAAGGAGAUCAGCUUCUACACUGUUGAAGGAGCUCAGAGGUUUCACACUGAGGAACUUCAUCACUUCUUCUCACCAGAACCCAGCAGCAGCAGGAGGAGAUGUUGGAGAUGUUGGAAGAGCGUCUUGUUUAGGAGGAGCUUUGACUCUGAGUCACAUCGUGCUGAAGGAAUUACUCAUGUCUGGAGAUUUUUAGUAUUUAUCCAGAGCUCCAUUUUUUUGUUGUUUUUGUUCUCCUGUGUAGAAGAAAGACUUUUACUUCCAGUGAGUUUUCUUCUUGGAAGCAGGCAGUAGAUUUGGGAAGUCGAUUGCUGUUCUUGGAAUCUCUCUGGCUGGUGCUUUACUGGGAACAUGAGAUGAAAUCCCCCUAAAGGAAUCUGAGGGAGCUUUGCUCGUGUGUGUGUGUGUGUGUGUGUGUGUGUGUGUGGGUGUGUAUGUGUGUGGAGGAGCCGCUUUAUGUCCUGGAGCUCCAGGGUUCAGUUCUGAUCUUCUCACUGAUCUUCUCGGGAUCUCAGAGGAACCUGGGGGGGUUGGAGAUGGUCCUCGCGCAGUAGGGUGCUGUUAUCGCGGUGAUGACGUCACCGAGCUUCGGCUUCACGCAGGAGCAGGUGGUGUGUGUGUGUGAGGUCCUCCAGCGGGGCGGGGACCUGGAGCGGCUCGGUCGGUUCCUCUGGUCGCUCCCUGCGUGUGACCGUCUCCACAAGCACGAGGCGGUGCUCCAGGCCAAGGCGGCGGUGGCCUUCCACCGGGGAGACUUCCGCGAGCUCUACCGGAUCCUGGAGAGCCACCAGUUCUCGGUGCAGAAGCACGCGGCGCUGCAGCAGCUGUGGCUCAGCGCGCGCUACACGGAGGCGGAGCGGCUGCGCGGGAGACCGCUCGGGGCCGUGGGCAAGUACCGCGUGCGCCGCAAGUUCCCGCUGCCGCGCACCAUCUGGGACGGAGAGGAGACGAGCUACUGCUUCAAGGAGAAGUCCCGCUCCGUGCUGCGGGACUGGUACACGCACAACCCUUACCCGUCCCCGCGCGACAAGCGCCAGCUCGCCCACGACACCGGACUGAGCAGCACGCAGGUCAGUAACUGGUUCAAGAACCGGAGACAGAGGGACCGAGCCGCGCAGGCCAAGGACAGACACACUGGAGGUCUCAGCACUAAAAAACCGCUUCAGCUCUGCAGCUCUGAAGAGGAGGAUGAAGAGCAGCUCCUUCAGCCACGAAGCCCCGCCCACAGACCCGCGCCAAACCCCGCCCUCCGCAUACUUCACCAAGGCAACCCCAAACUGAACAGGAGCCCGAACCCGGAGCCACAUGGUACCCAGAGUACCCGGUACACACACGAGCCCCUGCUGAGAGUCGGAACCGAGAAAUAAUAAUAAUAAUAAUAAUAAUAAUAAUAAUAGCUUAUAUUACUGCAAUACACACACACACACACACACACGCAGAUAUUUUUGCACUCCAGUUAACUGUGUACAUUUUCAAAAAAAUUUUGCCCAGAGUGAAAU